UUGUUGUUUUAAUUUUUUUAUUUUAUAAUUAUUUUUGAACUUUAAUAUUUUUUUUUAGUCUAGUCAUUUUUAACUUAAAUUUAAGUAAAAUAUUUUGGAAUGGCAGCAAAUAGUAAUAUUAUAUGCUUUACCUGUUCCACAUGCGGUAUACAUAAGUAUUCUAUGCAAAAAUAUUUAGAUCAUUUGCAUAUUAUGCAUGAGCAUACAGCUGGUUAUCUUGCUGUAUGUAAUAUUGAUGGUUGCCCAGCAUCCUAUAAAUCUAUAAAAUGUUUGCGUCAGCAUAUUAGAAUUAAACAUACUACAAUUUACUAUUCAAAUAAUUUGUCAACAAACGUCUGCACCUUCAACUGCUGAAAUAUUAGAAAAUGAAUAUUUAGAAAACUGUGAUGAUCAAAGCAAUGGAAAUGAAUGUGACAAUGCAACUAUCAGUUGUUUUCAUUCUGAUUCACCUGAUUUGUCUAUGUCAUUAGAAAAGUUGCUAGACACCUUGCAGCAGCAUUUUGCUCUGUUUAUUGUCGGAAUAGCUGAAAAGCAUUCUGUUCCAUCUGUGGUGCAAAUUGAUUUGGCUAAUGAAGUCCAAUCCUUGCUAACUUAUUAUAAUAAUAAUUUUUGUAGUAUUAUAAAACAGGAAUUAGGCAACAGCUUAGUAUCAAAUGAAAAUUUACAAAAUUUGUUAAACAAUGAAUUGAUUUUAGAUAGAGUUUUAUCAGUUGUUAACUCCAGCAAAAAAAUUAUUGCCUUUAGUAAAGCCAAUUUAGGAGUUAUUUUGCCACUUGAAAUAAAUUUGUGUAGUAAAGAUGAUAUCUUAGAUGAAAAUGAUUUUUGUGUAGAUUCAAAUUGUGAUCAUCAAAAUGGUUUACCUAAAAGUGCUAUUAUUGGAAACGCUUUUAGUGAUACAACUUGUAAUAAUGAUAAUAACACAAACAUUAAAGAGUCUUUUCAAUACAUUCCAAUUUUACCACUGCUUAAACAGUUAAUUGAAAAAGAGGAAAUAUGGAAUUCUAUAAAACGAAAAUUAGAGAAUGAUUUGUCAGUGAAAACAAAUUUGCUUUAUUCAUAUUCAGAUGGUUUUAUUUGCAAGCACCAUAACAUUUUUAAUAACAAGUAUGCUUUAAGACUCCAUUUGUAUAUUGAUGAAUUUGAGGUAUGCAAUCCGAUUGGAGCUCAUCAUAAAGUACAUAAAAUAUGUGCAUUUUACUUUUUCCUGGGUAACAUUGAAGAUAAAUAUAUAUCAAGACUUCAAAAUAUAUACUUAUGCAUUCUUGUUAAAGAAAAAUUAAUUAAAGAACAUAAAACAUACAAGGAUGUUUUAAAACCUUUCAUUCAAGAUUUAAUAACAUUACAAAAUGAAGGCAUAUUAGUUAUGGUUGAUGGCCAACAGACACGAUUAUUUGGUGGCUUAGCAACAAUCUCUGCUGAUAACCUUUCAGACCAUGCACUGGCUGGUUUUCGUCGUGUUUUUAAUUCUGGUUUUUUUUGUCGUCAGUGUAUGACUUCAUAUACUAACAAAAACAAUAUAUUUUCUGAGCUUGAUGCAACACUUCGUACUGAUGAAAUCCAUCAGUAUCACUUGGCUGCUAUUUAUGGCCAAGGUCAAAUUUCAUCAAGUAUGUACGGUGUUGAAAGGUGUUGUCCUUUUUUAGAUUUAUCAUAUUUUAAAGUUAUGCAAUCGUUUCCACCAGACAUAAUGCAUGACAUGCUGGAAGGUACAAUUCCUCGAUUAAUUAGUCUAUUGCUGAUUAUGUGUUUGCUCCAAAAAUUUCUAAAUCGGUGUUAUCGUUUCUGCAAUUUUUAGUGGAGCAGUUUUUGCACAAUUUUGCUGAACUUUUCCCAGACAAUUUUACACCCAAGUUUCAUUUCAUGCUUCAUUAUGCUCGUCUUAUUAAUGAUUAUGAGCCACUACGUUAUUUAUGGUGUAUGCGUUUUGAAGCAAAACUCUUGUAUUUCAAAAAAUUGGCUUCUUCGAUUAGAAAUUUUAAAAAUAUUGCCUAUUCGCUUGCAAAACGACACCAGUUACGGCAGUGUUGGGAGAUGACAUCCUCAGAUUUUUUCAAAGAAUAUGAGAAAACUUAAAAUCUUUGUUCCAUUAUGUUUGAAAGUUUAGCAGCUUCUAUUCAAGAAAAACUAGUAAGUUUUUUUGGUUAUAGUAUUACUGAUAAGAAAGAAACUAUUUGGAAGUGUAGCAGCUUGCUUAUAAAUGGAAUCCAAUUUCAUGUUCAUGAUACAGUGAUUCUAGCUUUAUUACAUGUGGAAGAAAUACCAUUAUUUUUUAAAAUAUAUCAUAUUAUAAGAUUUCGUCAUCACUGGGUGUUUUGUGGCAAGUUUCUUAUUUGUGAUAAAUACUCUGCUCACUUGCAUGCCUUCAGAGUUGUGGAAGAAGAAGAUUUGACAAUAUGCUUACCAGCAGAUGUUCUUGAUCACCAAUUGAUAGACAUAUGUUUUGCAGGAUGGGUGUUGUUAUAUUACACUCAGAUACAGUUGUUUUUUAUAGAAUCUCUUUAGAUUUUUAUUAUAACAAUGUUGUAGUUAACUUGAUAUCAUUAUUUGGAUACUUUUUUUCUUGCCAAAAUAUAUUACAUGUGCUAAUACUUUGCUUUUAUUUU
Messenger RNA from Hydra vulgaris (swiftwater hydra), 2603 nucleotides. Lineage: Eukaryota; Metazoa; Cnidaria; Hydrozoa; Anthoathecata; Hydridae. The record is from RefSeq and is a predicted model, not a curated record.